Styela clava is the source of this 8720-nucleotide messenger RNA. RefSeq lists its product as uncharacterized. Gene Ontology annotation, cellular component: membrane. Gene Ontology annotation, biological process: potassium ion transport; transmembrane transport. Lineage: Eukaryota; Metazoa; Chordata; Ascidiacea; Stolidobranchia; Styelidae. Gene Ontology annotation, molecular function: voltage-gated potassium channel activity; intracellularly cyclic nucleotide-activated monoatomic cation channel activity; protein-containing complex binding. The record is from RefSeq and is a predicted model, not a curated record.
GAAUUGUUUGAAAGAUUGUACCAUUACAAAAAAGGUUGACGAGCACUGGUCUAGGGCCUGUCAUCGUCCAAAUCUGGCGAUGUGUAGUACACCGUCAUGAUUGGUAGCGUGCGUCUUAUUGUAUAAUCAGACUUGCUGUCUAUGACCCAGGCCGUCGGGUUGCCGCUUUUAUUGCAGUAUGAAAUUUCGUAAUUUUACUCUGAUCGAUAUGUUAUUUACCAUAGUUUCUGUGAUCCGACAUAAUCGUGCAUUGAACAUGCAUCGUUGGAGCCAGAAGGAUGCAAAAUGCAUUCCUCCGAACUUCCUGUAAGGCUGGACUGGAUUUUCUGUUCCCCCGUGAGAUUUUGUGUCGAUUGUGAGAUGCGAAAGAAAAAACGAUUCAGACAUACAGAAUAAGAUGAGAGAUGGCAAAGAAGAUGCCGAAAUAAAUGCUAAAAGCAGAUCGACAGAAAUGAGGCAAAAUCCUGUAACAAAAAACACAAUCAUUGUUAAAUUUGACAAAAGACAAUGGGUGCAUAGAAACAACGUCGUUGACAUAAUUGGUCAAGAAAUAGGCAAAUCUAAGAUAGCAAGUGUCUAUGGAGAAGGAGAAAAAAAAUUUAGAGUGUGACAUUACACAAAGAAAAUCAUUAUACAAUUUCACUGAAGGAAGGGAUUCUGUACCAAUUUAAAAAUGAAACAAUUCAUAUACCAGGCGGUACAAUUAUGGAUGGUGAAGAAUGGUUAAAAGUUCCAUGUGUAGAAAAACUUGCCUAUAUUUUGGCACAAAUCAUUUAUAUGAUGAUGUUGAAACUGUCAAUCAUCAAGUAGAGAGAAUAAUGAAAUGUGCUAAUUGGUCCGCAAUAAAUGUAUAUUGUGCCAUAUAAAAGCUUAACAAAAAAUGGAUAUCUCCCCGAGUCGUUAUCAAAAAAUAACAAAAGUGAAGAACGUAAUUAUGAAAGGAUCAUAAUCAUAGUAAUCAUUUUCGCAUUUGAUCCAUGUCAUCGUUUUAAUAUAUACUUAUAUUACCAUUAAUAAUUAAUUUGCAUGGAAAAAAGAAAAACUUCCAUACCAUGAUUAUAGGGUUUUUCUACUUACUAUCCAUGUCAAUGAUCCACAAUAAAUAGAUACCUUUAAUAAAAUUUAAAUGAACUACUGCCAUACACAUAUUUAAAGCAAAACAAAUUUAUCAAACACAUCAAUGGAUUCAUCGCUCAUUAUUUUUAAUUUUGUUCCUUAUACAAUAUAUAUUUGAUUGUAGCUUUAAGCUUGCAUUUGAACAUUGUUCGCAGGAUUGAUUGGUAAGUAUAAUAUCUUCAAAUAUAAUAUAAUUCCAAAAAUUCCAUAUUGCUCCCUUCGCAGAUGCUAUAAUUAGUCCUAAUAUUGGUAUUACAUUUUGGAGAAAAAUCAUAGUUCAAAUAUAGUAAUGGAGAGGUGCGAUGUUACACCAUUCUCAAAAUUUUUGAACAUAAACACAUUAAAAAAUAGAUGUUUGUUUACAUGUUCCUACUAUAUUGUUAUUACAGAGCUGACAAUACCCAUCAUCAUUUUCUAUCAUAUGCAGGAUAUUAUCCCCUGUUUCUAAUGCCAUAUGUCCAAUGUUCCAUCCUAAAAUUUGAAGCUUUUUGGGAAUACAGUAAUUCAAAAUAUCUAUCCAUUUUAAGUUGUCUAUGAUUAUUUUAUACCUGAGCAAUAUUCAUUAUUUUGUAGUUUAACCAUGUGUGUGGAGUAGACCAAUGUUAUAACAGUAAAACAAACUGCAUUCCUUUUUAAUAUACCCAUGCCCUGUUGUUAGAGACAAUAAAAUGUAGCUCAUAAAAAUACUAGAAUAUUCAACUUAGCGAAAUGAGUGGUGGCUCAUAAUUUUGCUAUGCAAGAUUUAAACAAACAGAAUGGCUGAUGCUGAUAACUUACAUAGCUCCAAACAAAUGGAGCAUCGUCUUGCAUUGAAAAAGUCAAGCAAUCAGAAACUAAUUGAAGAUAUUGAAAAUGUCAUGUCAGGCUAUGAAAAUGAUGAAUCUGCUGAACCAUAUUCGUUUUGUAGUGGAACUAUCUCUUGGUAUAACAACUACCUACGAUAUUACACUCACGUGGUCAUUUUCUUUGUUAUCUGUUGUGUGUUUCUGAACUCUUAUAUCAUCGUCUUCAAUUACUCAUUGUCAACAUCUGGCUUUGGUGAUCUUGCUGAUUUGUUGUACAUCAUACUUAUGUUUUUACGAUCACGAACUGGGCAUCUCAUUGAUGGGGUUGAAGAACGGAAUCUUUUAAAAGUUCGGGAAAGAUAUCAGACCAGUGUCGGCUUUUUCCUGGAUUUGAUAACCAUUCUUCCAUUCUCAUUUCUUCGAUAUAUUUUUCCUGGUGAAGAACAUUGGUUUUAUGUCAUUGAUAAGCAGAAGAUCUAUCUUCGACUUCACUAUGUUCUGUACUACAUCGGGUGUAGACAAGAAGAACCUGGGUCAAGCACUGUUAAAUUCAGGACUACGCUCUACAUAACUUUAUCAAGCAUAGUGAUUCAUUUCUCAGCAUUGGGAUUUUAUGGUAUUUCAUGCGCAAAUGCAGGCUAUGGAGAAUUUAGAAUAAGCAUGUGCCGGGAGAAUAGUUGGCUAUAUCAUCACCUUUUGUAUAAAAUUCAUGACCGUUUGAAUAUUAAUCUAUUUAAAAUGGAAGAAGAUGUUACUGAUGAAGUUCGGCACUUGGUUCCUAGAUAUGUUAUAAGUCUUUACUGGGCUGCUCAUUCAUCUUUUUCAACUGGAUUUGGUGAUGUACAUGCCUUUACAAUCACUGAAAAGGUGUUCUCAGUGUUUGCAAUGUUGAUUGGAAUGGCUUUCUUAUAUGGAAUGGCUGUUUCAGGAAUUACUUCUAUGCUUUUGAAUGCAGAUGCACGUCGAGCUUCAUUUGUUCAUUAUUAUGAUGCUUUCAAAGGAGAAUUGGAAAACAUGCAUGUCAGAGAGCAGGUCAAAGGUGUGUGUUCCGGAUAUUGUGACUACAUAUGGCAUAGAUUUAAGGGUCUUAUGGUUCAUGAAAUGGGAACCUUGGAUAUUCUGCCUGACUGUCUACAUGGAACUUUCACUGAAUAUGCAUUUAAACCACUGCUGGAUGGAGCAAGCUUGUUAAAAGGAAGCCAAGGCGCUUUGUGUAGAAAACUUGCCCGAGUGUCAAAGCAUCGAAUAUAUUUAAAAAAUCGAUAUGUUCAGCGUGCUGGAGAGAUUGCUGAUGCAAUGUGCUAUGUUCACCGAGGAUCAGUUCAGGUUUUGGACCAGUCAGAAAAAAAUGUUAUUGAUACUAUAUCAGAAGGUGAAUGUUUUGGAGAAGUGUUUUUACUUUUUGAUCUACCUCGUUUGAACACAAUUAAAUGCCUAACGGACUGUGAGUUAUUGUGGCUGGACAAACAUGCAUUUGCUGAAGUCAUCGUAGACUAUCCGGAAGCUUCUGAUCAAAUUAAGGAUGCGAUCAGAGAAAGAUGUAAAGCGUCAUGCAGGUGGCCACUUGAUAUCCCUACAUUAUCAGAUUCUGUCGUUUUGGAAAGAAUUAUGAAAGGCCAUAGACAUAGUAUAGUUGAAGAUAUUACGGAAGCCUCAAUACGGAAAAUAAAAAAUUAUCAAAAAGAAGAGUCACCUUCUGAAAAUGUUCCUGGAGUUGUAAGAAUGACUGAAGUUGCAGAUAUGGAGUAUGAUGGAAUUGGAUUGUCUCGUGUCACUUUUUGUAAUAUAGGUGGAGAUGGAAAUCACUCUGCUGCAAUUGAAGAUGAUGAUUCAAACAAGAUGACUUUGUUUCAAAGAAUUGAGGAAGCAACAAUAUGUCAUACAAAUGGAAAAUUUUAUCGGUUCUGGGAAAGAUAUAUUACAGCACUGUCUCUCUUUGCAUUUUUAUUCCAAACAACCAUGUUUUGUAUGAACAUAAUAAUAAGAAGGGUAAAUCCUUGUGCCGGAACAUGCGUUGACAAUCUGCCAGUACUGGACGUUGCUGUAGAUAUGGAAGAUGAUGAAAAUAUGAUUGAAUCUCUUCAAGUGUGUGAAACUGAAUCCAACAUGAAUGGGACUAUUGGAUGCAUUCUGGGAGUCGGUGGACUGUUAUCUGAAAGGGUAACAGGCAACCUCACUACAGGAUAUGUAGUCGAUAUACCUUGGACAUGGGAUGUUUCUAUUAUGGGCUUGAAUGUGGAAACUGUUAAUGGUUGGAUACAUCUUAUCAUUUCUUAUUUGAUAAUUGAUCUUUCACUUUGGUUGAAUAUCUUCAUAAAUAUGAGGACUGUUAUCCGAACCACCACAGGGGAAGUUACAAGCUUCCGUGACAUUGGAAAGUACUACUUGACAUUCAGAAAGUUUGGCAUUGAUCUGCUCUAUGUGUUCCCAUUUGAAAUUCUUGCCCCAACGUUUUCAAUGUUCAAGAUGCGAAACAGAGCGGGAAAACAUGUUUGGUGGCUGCUGCUGCGAAAUAACAGACUUUUUUGUAUAUUUCGUUACUUCCCCAGAAAUUUUGGCAAAUGGAAGCGAAGUCUUACUGCCAAUAUAGUGCGAAUCAAGCUGACAUAUGUCAUCCUUAUUUGUUUCUGCAUUGUACACACCAUAUGUGUUUGGCUUCCUUGGUCAAGAUGUAGUUACAUGAAUCAGGAUUGGAGUCAUGAACACUUUGGUAAAGCGGGGACAUAUAGUGAAAGUUGUCAAAAAAUUCUAGAUUACUCUCAAUUGUUUUAUGUCUGCAGUAUGACUAUUACUAGUACAGGGUAUGGUGAAUAUCCUGCAACUGUGACUGAUUUGAUGCUUAUGGCUAUAAUGACAAUGACCCUGGGAACAAUUAUGUGUGGAUGGAUCAUUGCAGUUAUUUCAUCAAUGAUAUCCAGUACAGCAUCAGCUGUUACCACUUAUAGCAACGAUCUCUUGAUGAUGAAAAGAUAUCUGCUAAAACAUGCUGUGCCUCUUCAAUUGACAAACCGAGCACUUGAUUGCCGAUAUAUUCUUUGGGACAGAUUCCUGGGUGAUGCUACUCCUGGUGAAGGAAGGGAUGCAGCUAUUGAUAGCAAGCUUCCCUUGAAUCUUCAUCAAAUGCUUAUGUAUGAAAGUUUUGGAAGCUUUAUUGAACGUAUUCCUCUGUUCAAAGGACUUCAUCCUGCUGCAAUAUCUAAGCUAUGCAACAAUAUUGAUGCCUAUCAUUAUUCAGAAGGGAUGGUGGUUAUUUAUGAGGGUGACAUGUGUGGUGGAUUAUACAUCAUUAAGCAAGGUCAUUGUGUUGUGGUCACCGAUGAUUUGACAGAGUCAUUUGAUGUUUUGCAUCCUGGAGAUUACUUUGGUGAAGUUGAGAUUUUCUAUGGUAAAGGCUCGGCACGAACAGUUGUUGCUGAUACUAGUGUUGAAAUCCUUUUCUUGAAGAAAGUUCAUAUUAUUGACAUCAUUGCUACCUUCCCAUCAAUCAAUUCUCAAAUAGCCAAAAUUGGUGAUAACCAGGAAUACCAUGACAUGAUCGUUCAAAAUAUCCACCGGCGUACAGACAAGCCAAGGGUUGACAUGAGUAAGCGAUUUGAUAUUCAUCAUAUGAGUGGAGGUGUGUCAUAUUACGGUGACAAAAUUGUGGAAGCUCCUGCAGUUUGGAAGAUGACCAAUGCUGACAACAAUGACGAUGUAUAUGUGCAUCCGUUUUUGAAGAGUUUGGCACAACUGUUCCUGUUGCCUUUUACCUUUGACCCAGGCAGCAAGCUAUACAUAUAUUAUGAAACAUUCAGAAUGAUUCUGGUCAUAAUUACAAUAAUCAUUGUGCCAAUCCAGGCAGCUUACAUGCCGAACAUACCAGCGCUAUUGGCGUUGCAGUACAUUCUCGAUGCAUUGGCUAUGGUGGACCAAUACAUUAAGCUACAUACAAUGUACUACAAUGAUCGCAAGGUUCUGGUGUGCCAUCCAUUAUAUACUGCGGGCCAUUAUUUCAAGACUAGUUUUUUUGUUGAUUUUAUUUCCUGGUUUCCAUUUGAUUUGAUUGUAAUGGCCGCAAUACCGACACCAUGGACACUUGCUCAAUGGAGGUUCAUUUGUAUGUUCCGGAUACUCCGUAUUCUACAAUUAUACAAGCUGAUAAAUUACUUCAACUAUUGGCAAAGUGAUGUUCGUUGGAGAAGAAGAUUCUUAAAACAUUGUACUAGAAUUAUAUAUACGAUACUGAUGCACAACUCUGUUGCGUGUGUCAUGUACAUCACAAUGGCUCAACCACACAUAAAAUGGAUUGACAACACUAACAACACUGAUUACAUGACUUUGACUGGUGCAGCUGGACCAUUCUCUGUCCCAAAAGAAUCGUGGGUUGCGAAAGCUAUCAUAGAUGAUGCGUUCCCUGCACUAGACUUGGUGAACAGUACCUUUCAUCGAUAUCUACUCAGCUUAUACUACGUAACAGCCACACUUGUGUCUGUAGGAUAUGGAGAUGUUGUUGCUGCCGCCAGUAUUGAGAAGUUAUUUUGCUCUAUUCUGAUGUACUUGGGAAUCAUUUACUAUGCUCUUAUAUUGGGAGAUAUAGCUGCCACCAUUCAGAUGGACGAUACAACUAGAGCUGUUUUCAAGAAGCGAAUGAUGGACAUUAGAAACUUUUUUAAGUUGAAUCAUGUUUCAAAAGAAACAACAAACCAGGUUAUUGACUUCUACUCAUACCUUUGGGAAAGAACAGGAGGUAUUACCCCAAAUGAUUUAUUCAGAGGCCUUCCUCCAAACAUCAGAGCCAGCCUCUACCAUUGUAUGUAUGAUGAAAUGAUUCGAGAAUCUUUCCAGACUUCCGACGCUAUCGCAAACUCAAAUAUAUCGGAAAAGGAUAUCAAUCGAUUUUUCAAUCUUCUAUCUAUGUACGUUCAUCCACAAAUCUUUCUGGCGAAAACUAUCAUAUUCAGUCGGAAUAGUGUUGGGGAAGAUAUGUAUUUUCUUCAGCGAGGUAAUGUUGCCAUACUUGAAGAAGAUGAUGAAACACUGAAACGUGUGCUUGGACCAGGACAAUAUUUUGGAGAGAUUGCUUUAUUCUCUUCAAUUCCUCGUACUGCAACAGUUGUUGCUAUGACUAAUUGUGAUUUGAGUGUUAUCAACAAACAAGAUUUGAGUAAUAUUCUUGAUAGAUACCCUCAAUUCAGGGAAAUCAUGACCACCAUUGCCCUGGAUCGUAGACUCAAAGGAACAACCUCAACUAGCUAUGUCAGACGCAAGAGCGUGACUGACCAAUUCUCCAAUGCGAAUGUUUAUGAUGAAAAGGGUAACAGGAAUGAUGGUCAAGAUAAGUUCUUCUUUUCUAAGAUAAUAGAUCGUAACUCAACAUUUGCACAAAUAUGGGAUCAUGGCACAGUUAUCUUGGCUUUCCUUUCAUCAUCAUUGGCUGUCUAUCAAGCAUGCUUCCUUACCCAUAAUUCUGGAAUUGAUACUUUUGUAUUUCUUAUGGAUGUGUGGUUUGCAAUUGACAUGGUGAUAUGUUUCCACACAAGUUACUUUGACAAAAUGGGAGACAUUGUUGAAACCUUGGAAAAGAUUCAUGCACAUUAUGGGAAGGAUUGGAGGAGAUUUUUUAUUGAUUGUGUUACAAACUUUCCUUUUGAAGUUUUCGUCCAUUUUGUUCCAAUGGGUGGAACAAUGAGUGAGACCUACGCAAGAAAGUUGGCGAUUUUGUCUUAUCUACGAUUGAAUAGAGUUCUUAGGAUGAGGAAAUUUUUUGCUAUAUUGGCUACGUGGGAGCGGGAUUUGCAAAAAGACACAUUAUUAGUCAGAAUGUACAAACUUGUUCUUGUGCUUUUCUAUAUCAUCAAUCUCUUUUCUUCUGUCUUCUACUUUGUUGCUUGUCCUGGCGGAAGUUGUGUGGAAUUGAGCUGGACUACAAUGCCUUUGACUGACUAUAAAAAUAAAGGCGUUAGAGGUGAAGAGCUGUUACCAUGGGUCGAUGGAUGCUAUUGGACUGUCGCUACGAUGACAUCAACUGGUUAUGGAGACAUCAGGCCUAGAAGUGUCACUGAAAUUUCAUUUGCAAUGUGUGUUAUGGUUGCUGGGAAAGUACUGAUUGGUUACAUAUUGAGUAUGCUUGCUGCUACUUUAGCCAAUGACGAUGCAAGAAAAGUAUGGUAUGAGGAACAAGUCAAUGCCGUUAAAACAUAUAUGACGGACAUGAAAUUUGAUAAAACUAUAUUCGAUCAUAUUGAACAAUAUUAUGAUUAUAUCUGGAUGAAAAACCAAGGAGCAAAAUUUUCUGAACUUUUCAACGAUUUGUGCUACAGCCUGAAAGCAGACAUCAUGUAUCAAUUAGUUGGAAGUGAUGUAGAACGGAAUGAAUUGUUCAAUGGAUGUUCGAUAAAUUUCAUUCGCCAUGUUUGUUCGUUGAUGCGAUCUGUCUCGUACAUGCCAAGCGAUUACAUUUGCCUUCAGGAUGAUGUUCGAAGCGACAUGUUUGUUAUACAUCGUGGAGUGGCCGAAAUAUUCAAACAAGAUGAGAAAGGCAAAAACAUUCCCAUACGAUUAAUGAUGGACGGAGAAACUUUCUUAUCGGAAUGUGCGCUUAGAGCAACUCGUCUUUCAUUCUCUGUACGAGCUAGAACAUAUGUUGAUGUGUAUACACUUAGCAAAGAUGAUUUGAAAACCUGCAUUGAGAGUUAUCCCUUUGAUGGGGAUAUUUUGCGACAAAAUGCAGCAAGCUUGCAUCCAACAUUAGCAUAAUAUAUAUUUGCCAUGAUUAGUUUUACUGUAUAUUUAAAACACCAUUUGUGUUUGUUAGUUCUAAUACAAAAACAAGAAAUUAAU